AUGGGCGCCGGCGGAGGACCCAUGCAGCCGGGACAGGUGCCUCAGAACCAGAACUUCAUGACCAGAGCCCCUGGACCUGGCAUCCCACAUGGCAGCGUCUCACAGUCUGUGGUGGUGGGAAUGUCCAAUGUGAAUCAGGUGGCUCUGAUGGAGGAGCAGCAGAGACAGAACAACAUGAUGGCAAUGCGAGCGACAGGUCCGGCCAAUCAGCAACCUCCGGUCAGUGGUGCCCCGCCCACUCAGGGAGGUCAGAACCAAUCCCAGGGACAGAUCCUGCGCCUGUCCAACCCAGGGGCCAAUCCACAGUUGCGCAGCCUCCUGCUGAGUCAGCAGCAGCCGCAGGGUGGGAUGUCGCACAUGUCGGGGAUGAUGUCGCACCAGGGGAUGGGGCAGCAGCUGGUCCACCCCACACCAGGAGGGGGCGCUGCGAUGCAGGGCCAGUGGAGGCAGCCCUUAGGAGGUCAGAUGAUGAUGUCUGGACAGAGAGGAGCGGUGCCUCAGCCUGGGAUGCCUCAGGUCUCCAGUGUCAUGGAGGACGAGAUCCUCAUGGACCUGAUCUGA
Molecule: messenger RNA, 561 nt
Organism: Knipowitschia caucasica
Lineage: Eukaryota; Metazoa; Chordata; Actinopteri; Gobiiformes; Gobiidae
Source: the annotation of a GenBank genome assembly